AUUUUCGACUAUUUCGAGUGAACGGGUCUAGAAAUAGUAGAAAUGGCUGCGAGAAGAAUCACUCAAAGUGCCAUCAACUGGUCCGCUCUUGGCGAAAGAGUACCAGAACACCAAAGGGCCCAAUUCUUGCUCUUCAAAGCCAAAUCGGAUGGCUACCUGAGACGUGUAUUGGCAAAUCCUGAACAGCCUCCAGCAAUCGACUGGUCAUUUUACAAGUCCAAAGUGCCCAUUGCUGGCAUGGUAGAUGAAUUCCAGAAACAGUACAGCGCUUUGAAGAUUCCUUUCCCAGCAGACACUGUCAGUUCUUUGAUUGAUGCUCAGGAAAAGGAGAUCAAGAGUGACAUUGAAAAGUUCAAGACAGAUUCCAAUGCACGCAUUGCUGAGUACAAGAAGGAAUUGGCACACAUUGCCAGCCUCAUUCCUUAUGAUCAAAUGACAAUGGAGGACUACCGUGAUGCUUACCCAGAAGAUGCUUUGGACCCACUCAACAAACCCACCUUCUGGCCCCAUACUAAGGAGGAACAGCUGGACUAUGUUGAACCAGAUUCCCCACAAGCAUCUAGCCACUAGAAAGCUGUUCACAAUUUAGUUUUCCCUUUGUGAAAUAAUUGAUAUUGUUUGUUGAUGUCUUGUAAUAUCAGAUACUUCUAUUAAAAUAGGUCAAACACUGCUGUGUGGUUUUGUGGAUGGUUGUUUAUUUGAUAGCAUCCACAUUUAAUGAAGAAAUUUGAAGAAUUGAAAAAUAAAUUGAUAGAUGAGCAA
Phaedon cochleariae (mustard beetle) is the source of this 762-nucleotide messenger RNA. Lineage: Eukaryota; Metazoa; Arthropoda; Insecta; Coleoptera; Chrysomelidae. The record is from the annotation of a GenBank genome assembly.